GGAGCUCUGCAAAGUGCUAGUUACGGAGCUAAUUUUCGGGCGGAAGCAACUAACCGGCGGUGGCUGCAAACCUGUGCAAACGGUGCUCGAGUACAAGGAGCGUCUGGAGAAGGCUGUCAGCGGCGUUGAAGUGAAGAAGCAAGGCAGGUGGAACUAUAACCAUCAAGUAUUAUUAAUAGCUUGUAGUAGCUAGUCGCGCAUACAAUGGGCAAGAAGUCCAAGCUGAAUGUGUCAGUAAAGAAGGAGAGGAAAGACGUGGUCGUUCAGCCCGUCAAAGUAAAGCCGAACGAGCCUGAACCUGAGUCUGAGCCAGAGUCUGAACACUCACCACAGGCAGAGGGAAAUUCCUUAGAAGUUUUUCUUUGGCUGCUGGCCUACAGUGCGCUAAUGUUCUCGCUGCCCUUCCUCGGUUUCUACGGAGUGCGUAGUUGGCUGGAGGAAUCUUACCCACAACUCAGUACAUUCGAGAUUAAUUGCUACUCUGUACUGACAGCUGUUCUGGUUGUCAACUUAAUUGUAGCCAUGUAUGUGGUGAAGGCUUUUCGCGAGAAGGAACCGGGGUCGGGAGAACAUCGAUUGGCUGUUGCCGAUGGGCAGAAGAAAGACCAAUAGCUAUGUUGGCUUUGAGUUAUGCAUUAAUGCAAUAAAAUUCAGUUUUAUAAAGUACUCACGAA
This is a messenger RNA of Scaptodrosophila lebanonensis, 674 nucleotides long. RefSeq lists its product as uncharacterized. The coding region runs from base 205 to 612 and encodes 135 amino acids. The record is from RefSeq and is a predicted model, not a curated record. Lineage: Eukaryota; Metazoa; Arthropoda; Insecta; Diptera; Drosophilidae. Gene Ontology annotation, cellular component: endoplasmic reticulum membrane. The transcript has a single exon. Gene Ontology annotation, biological process: vacuolar proton-transporting V-type ATPase complex assembly.